AUGACUAAAUCAGGUCAAUAUUAUUGUGCAAAUGAGGACUCGAAUGUUGUUAGAGUAUUUGUAGUGAGACAUGGCCAAACAGAUCAUAAUGUUCAAAAAAUUUUACAAGGUCAUAAAGAUAUUCCUCUAAAUAUCACUGGUUAUCAACAGGCACAGAAAUUAGGUACUUACUUAAAGGAAAAUGAGUAUUUUUUUGAUAAGAUUGUCAGUAGUGAUUUGAUAAGGUGUAAAGAAACGAUCUCUACUAUUCUUAAAACAGAGGGAAGAACAGAUGACGUUCCGGUCGAGUACCACUGUGAGUUAAGAGAACGUUUCAUGGGCGUUAUAGAAGGAAUGCAUAUCUCAGAAGCAGAAGCAUAUGCCGAUAAAUUUGGUAAAGGAUCAUUUAGAGAGUUUGGUGAACCUGAAAAUGAAUUCAUGGAUAGAUUGAUAGGACAGAUACAGAAAUCUAUUGAUAGUGCGGUAACAAGCAAAAAAAGAAACAUGGGAUUGAUCAGUCAUGGUGGAUCAAUCAGAACAAUUUUAAAAUGGUUGAACUAUGACCCAGAAAAUAGUCAUAAAAUAAUUGUCUUUAACACAUCAGUAACAAUCCUGGAUUAUGUUAUAGAUGAAAAGAAAAUUGUUGUUAGAGACGUGGGUAACACCAAGCAUCUUGGAAACGGUGAAUUUGUUGUGAGUGAUUUAAGAUUACGUUAG
Messenger RNA from Tetrapisispora phaffii CBS 4417, 696 nucleotides. RefSeq names its product phosphoglycerate mutase. Gene Ontology annotation, biological process: fructose 1,6-bisphosphate metabolic process; negative regulation of glycolytic process; regulation of pentose-phosphate shunt. The record is from RefSeq and is a predicted model, not a curated record. The transcript has a single exon. Gene Ontology annotation, molecular function: fructose-2,6-bisphosphate 2-phosphatase activity. Gene Ontology annotation, cellular component: cytosol. Lineage: Eukaryota; Fungi; Ascomycota; Saccharomycetes; Saccharomycetales; Saccharomycetaceae. The coding region runs from base 1 to 696 and encodes 231 amino acids.